Messenger RNA from Magallana angulata, 2512 nucleotides. Its product is annotated as transmembrane protein 214-B-like. The transcript is spliced from 16 exons. The record is from RefSeq and is a predicted model, not a curated record. NCBI's taxonomy places the organism in Eukaryota, Metazoa, Mollusca, Bivalvia, Ostreida, Ostreidae. Bases 69 to 2132 code for a protein of 687 amino acids. Gene Ontology annotation, cellular component: Golgi apparatus; endoplasmic reticulum.
ACUUUACGUUCACUGGAAGUUGCAACACGUAAUAUUCAACAAGCCGGUUUCAUUUCACAGCUGAUACAAUGACCAGCACUGCUUCACCUCACUGGGAAGUUGUCGGAAAAGGCAAGAAAAGUAAAAUCCCCACUCCAGUUAGUCGGGGUGAGAGGAAGAAACUCGUGGAUGGAAUGCCCAAAGUAGAACACUACGCUCCAGCUUUACAGGAAUCAAGCACUCUGUUUAAUGUUUUCUUGGAGAAAGAGAGGAAACAACAGCAGGCUAAUGCACAAGCCAAGGCAGAGUCAAAAGAUUCGAGCAAGACCAAUGGGCAUGCUAAUGCUAGUAAAAAGCCAGCUCAGCCCAAGAAAAAAGUGCAGAAGACAGAACCUGAGAAAAAGAAGCCUACAGAUUUCCUGUCAGCAGUUGCUGAGAUAAAGAAAGAUGACCUGGAAUCUGCAUUGGCUAUAACAAAAGCAAGUUUUCCUGGAAACAUUGAGGUUUGGUUGAAAGAUUUGGCCUCCUUGUUGAGCAUCAAACUUGAACAAUGCCCUGAGCCUGACCCUGUCAUGAAAAACAAGCCUAAAGAUUUUCCAAUGUGCCACCUAACUAACAAAUGCCAGGAUUUGAUUAAAUCUGUGAUUCGGGAGGCAUCGGUCGAGACUCUGGAGCACCUGUUGUAUCACAGCAUUACAACUAUGCUGUCAGAAAUGAACAAAGGCAAUUCUAGCUAUGGAUACAGGAUUUUCAUCCAGUUGUUAGUGUACAGUAAGCCAAGCAUUGCCCUGACUAAAACACAGCAGUACUUGGAGUUGCUGACCACUCACCAGAACAAGUUACCCAGGUGUCUCUCCAUUCUGUGGUGUCUGGGGGUGGGAGGAAACAAGGACUUCAGGAGUGGACUCAGAGUCUGGAUGGAGGUGAUGAUGCCCAUGUUGAAGUCGAGACCUGUGGCUCCAUAUUGUGUGGAUUAUCUGGAAGAAUUAUUCCGGACCCACACUGACAUGAAGAAGCUGUCGGGAGAAAUGUCCCUGAAGGAGUACUUCUUCCUGGUGGACAUGAUCUUCAAUGACCAGAAUCUGCCAAAAGAUCUUGCCAAAAAACUACAAACUCUGUAUCCAAAGCUGAAGAAAAUAGCUUUGAGCAAUGAUAAGACCCAUGGCUUCAGACAGGUGUUCCCGUCCUACCUGACCCGGAUCACCCCGGGGAGCAGUAGGACCAUGAAGGCAGAGAUUUUGCCAUGUUUGGUGGACUGUCUCACAUCUGAUAAGCAGUGCUUUGCUGUGUGGUGUCAGAUGUACACCAAGCAUCUGCCACAGUCCAGUGUCUUGCUGAACUACCUGGCUCAGAACUGGGACAAGGUGGGAUCCAGGCUGGACAAGAAGUUGUUCCAAAGUACCCUGAGGUCCUUCUCCAUUACCAACGAAGAACUGGCCACUCAGGGCAGAAACAGCAUGGAUGGGUACCAGGAAUGUGUUGCUGUGUGCAAGGACUUGCUUCAGAAAAUGGAACAGACUCACUUCCCCUGGUUCUGGGUGAUGUUCCUUCUGAUAAGCACACUGUCCGCAAUAAUUGCAUACGACAUUUACUCCAGCAAAACUUUCAAAGCUUCAAGGACAGUGAGAUUCCUUGAGGAUUAUGGGAUACUAGCCUUUAUGGAGCAGGUGUGGAGUAAACUUUCACAUUAUACGAUGAUAGCGUAUAGCUGGCUGAGAGUGAAUGUUCCUUUGUACACAGAGAAGGCUGUGAACACUGUGUCUCCCUAUAUGGCCCUUGGAUGGACUAAGGUCAGCGCUGGAGCCCAGUACCUGUGGGAGGUCUCCACUCCUCAGCGCCAAUGGCUGUACAUCAAACUACUUCAAUUAACUGAACAGGUGUACAACCUUUCACCGCAGCUGUGGUCAGAUAUUAGUGAUUAUAUUUUAUUGUCCUGGGAUUUCUUAAGGGACAAAACAUACCUCAUAUGGACCAGUGCAGUCCAACUAUUUUUUACGUCCUGUAAAUGGAUUGAGAAAGAAGUUUUAUUAGGGCAACAUACUUCAGAUGUUUUGCAGCAUUUUUUUCGGUCAGCCAUUUCGCUUGUUCAGAGUUCAACAGUUUCUGCUGUACAGUGGUGCUCUAAUUUAUUUCAAUUAUCAAAAGGGAAAUAACUCUGUCUCUAUGAGAAACACUUUAGAAUGGGAAUCUCUAACAUGUUUGUUGAAUUAAAAGGGAAUACAUUAGUAUACUUCUGCACUUGCAUGUAUAUGGUACGUUGAGAGGAUCGGAGGAUCAGCAAUAUUUGGUUUAGUUGAGUACACAUUUGGUACAUUUAUAUAAUAUUUCCCAUUACACCCCACCCAAUCAUGACGUAUGCUUUAUAUUCCGUCUUAAAAAAAAACUUUCUAAUAAAAUGUCUCAUUAUUUGUUAUAAAAUUGUUAAUUUUAAUAUCCUGCAAGAAAAAAAAAGAUUGAUAAAAUGACAAUAUCCUGUUGAGUUUGUGUAUUUAGCCAAAUACUACCAAAGAAUAAAUAAAGACAUUAAAUAAUA